AUGUUUGACUCAGACUGGGGAGACGAUAAAAAGCUAGCAGACAGAGAGAUCACGUGGCACAAACAAAUUUACUAUUCAGACAAAUACGACAACAAGGAGUUUGAGUAUCAGCAUGUCAUGGUGCCCAAGGACAUAGCCAAGCUGGUGCCUAAAACCCAUUUGAUGUCUGACUUUGAAUGGAGGAAUCUUGGUGGUCAGCAGAGUCAGGGAUGGCUGCAUUACACCAUCGAUUAACCAGAACCUCACAUUUUACUGUUCCAGCACCCACUACCCAAGAAGCCGAAGAUGUGA
Saimiri boliviensis boliviensis (Bolivian squirrel monkey) is the source of this 291-nucleotide messenger RNA. Lineage: Eukaryota; Metazoa; Chordata; Mammalia; Primates; Cebidae. The record is from RefSeq and is a predicted model, not a curated record.